This is a messenger RNA of Adineta steineri, 1317 nucleotides long. NCBI's taxonomy places the organism in Eukaryota, Metazoa, Rotifera, Eurotatoria, Adinetida, Adinetidae. The record is from the annotation of a GenBank genome assembly.
AUGACUACACAUGUUACCAACAGAGAUUUAACAAUGAUUUUACUUAUAUCAAUGUUUACAAUUUUUAUUAUUUUAUUUAUUGUUGGAAAAUGGCUCAAUUUCCAUUUAUUUUCUUCAUUUCUCAAUUGGAUACGGAAUAGAAAAACUUCAACAAUUAUUUCCGCUAGGGAACAAUAUACUCAGGAUCCUAUGGCAUCAUGUAUUGACCUUAGUACAAUUAACGAACCGCUAAAAACUACUAAUGACAGUAGUUUAUGGACGCCUGCUUUUGGUUCUAUUUCGUCGUUAGUCACAGAUGGCACAAUAUAUGACGAUACACUGAUGCCUAAUAGUAAUAGUGCAUAUGAUAUUGUUUCCUAUGCAAAUAAUAUACAAUCAACAUUAAAGCGAACAAUAUUAUGUGAUUCUGAUGAUGAAUCAAUUGUAACAUCAUUAAAUGAUUUAUAUGUAACAGAGGAAACUAUUGGAUCAGGAAAAUUACAAAUAACAAUUAAUUAUAAUGCUCUAGAAGAAUAUUUAGAGAUACUAUUUAUUCAAGUUCGUCAUCUGUCAAUAACAAAAGGAAGCAAAGAUAAUUUAAGAUUAUUUAUAAGUGCCUAUUUAGAUCACGACCGAAAGCAAACUCAACAGACUCAAUUAAUUACUUAUGAUAAAAGUCAGCCUGUCCUAUUUAAUUCUUCUAUGAAAUGGAAAGUUGAUGAUGAUCGUUUACCAUGUACUGUUUUACAUACAACUCUCUACCUUCAACAUGAGAAUAAUAGUGAAACAAUAAUUGGAGAAUGUUCAUUUACGAUUGGAGAAAUUUAUAUUUAUCAACCAUUAACAACUUGGCUAAAUUUCCAUGAUAGUAAUGAAGCAUUCUGGUAUCGUGGUGAAAUAAGUAUUUCGUUAUGUUAUCAUCCAACAGCAGAUCGUUUAACCUGUUCAUUAAUUCAAGCACGAAAUUUGACCUUUUAUAAACGCGAUUCUAUCAUCACUGAUAUGAUAUCAACUGAGUGUUAUGCUACAAUUUCUUUACUUCAUCGCCAUCAAGUCAUAAAAAAAACGCGUACAAGUUAUCAUCAUGCAACUGAUAAAAAUCCUGUAUUUAAUGAAACAUCUGUAUUUAAUGUUUCAAGUAAUGAUCUCCUUACUUCAUAUAUACGUAUUGUUAUCUAUGAAAUAAUACCAUCACCAUUAACGACAACAACAAAAACAUUCGAAAUAGGUCAUUGUCUUAUCGGUAAUCAUGAUCGUACACAACAUAUGUCGCAUUGGCAACAAAUGUUACGUGUUCUGCGACGUCCUGUCAUCGUUUGGCAUCCACUAAAAUUGUAA